This is a messenger RNA of Volvox carteri f. nagariensis, 2922 nucleotides long. RefSeq lists its product as uncharacterized. Bases 1 to 2922 code for a protein of 973 amino acids. The transcript is spliced from 9 exons. Gene Ontology annotation, biological process: lipid metabolic process. Gene Ontology annotation, molecular function: glycerophospholipid phospholipase A1 activity. The record is from RefSeq and is a predicted model, not a curated record. NCBI's taxonomy places the organism in Eukaryota, Viridiplantae, Chlorophyta, Chlorophyceae, Chlamydomonadales, Volvocaceae.
AUGUCGGAUCCCGUUUAUUUCGUGGACCCCAAGCCUGAUUCACAAGCAGUCGCAGCAACGCAGGCUGCCGAUGCCAAGCCUGCAGCGCCGAAAGACCCGGCUGCCCCGACGAGCCUCCGGAAAUUUGACUUCUCGGCGAUCUCUGGCAAGCAUGACGAUGAUGGGCGACCGGUGAGCUAUCGCAUGGCGGACGACUUCGCACAGCAGGGUUACGUUGUGAACCCCAGCACGCACAGUAUGCGCGAGCCCAAAUACGUCUCGCUUUCGGAGCCAAAGUACACGGCAGCUGAUAAGAACCCAACCAUCUGUGGGCAUCCCGGUGAACCUAGCGGGCAAUACGCAUUGGACGCCUGCGUGGACGAAAACUUUGCAGGUUUGAUCACCAAAUUUUCAGCUGUGUGGGACAAAUGGCAGAAGCUCUCUACACACUACAAGGUGCUGGCACCUAACUGGGUGGGACACACGCAGGAGAUUUUUGAUAAUCAGUUCCAGCGCUUUCUGAGCAGCGUUGGGGCCGCGCCGGCCACCCGGGCUGGCGCAACUCAAGCUGACUUGCUCAGCACCUCCGCCUCAACAGCUGUCACGAGCCGACCCGCUAGCCUAACACCCUACCUCACGGUUGCCGACGACGUGGAAGUGUCGUUUGCAGCCAUGCUAUCUGAUCUCUGCAACAUGGCAUACGAGGUGGACAAGCUUGACCGGGACCUCCUGGAGGCUCGUUACCAGCUUUCUUUGAUUGCUACGUCCAUCAGCUGUAGUAAUACCUGUAUGAGCACCCCCGGUGCUUCGGAAUUAAUGAGCGAAGCAGUUACAGGAGCCCCGGGCACAGAGGACCAGCAAGAGCAGCACGAGACACAUGCGGACGGACGCGUGGCAACUAUGUCAACAGCAACACUUCUGGAUGGCAUGUACGGCACUCAAUUGGCGCCUAGUGUUGUCUCCUUCACAAUGGGGGGCUCGCCUCAGCUGUCGCCGUCUAUCUCCAUGCUGCAGCUCACUUCGCCGGAGGCGGUGACUGCGGCCCUGACCAGCCAGGGCCACGGCGCCGCAUUCGAGCAUCCUGUAUACGUUUCAACCCUGCACCAGGCGCUUACGUCGAUGGGUUCCUACGAUGAUGACGGAGAUAUCUCCGACCUGGAGCAUCGGGCCGCGAUGGCUGCCCGCGGGCCGCGGGCGAUGUUACUCGGAAGCAGUAGCACGGGCGUCACCAUGGGGACCAUGGGCACCCUGGACGAAAUCUCAAUGGCCAUGAUACAGCAGACCUUAGCAGCAGACGAGAAAACCGCUGACAAUAGCGAAGGUGCCAUCGCGCAAUCGCCCACAAUGGUGGGACUGCAGGCUGGCGGAAUGUAUGCUGCGCCUGUACAUGCGCCAUUCGGCGGCGCACCUUUGGCUGCGGGUGCAAUGCUUGGCAGGGGUGGCGGGGAGUUUCGAGAUGCGGUUGCGUCAGGCACGCUGUUCUGCGACGCAAGUUUGUGCGAGGACCGGGACUUUGUGGCUGGCCAAUUUUAUGGUUAUAAGACGCAGCUUGUGGAACGCCGCACAAGUAGCGCUGCCGGCGAGGCAGCACCGGUGGCAGCAGUUGCCCAGAGUGGUGCCGCCGGAGGCCGUGCACUCCGUGAGGAACAGCUUGGAAGGCGCCGUGCUUCGUCAUCCGGAGCCACGGCUGGGAUGGGCGGUGUUGACGGAGAUGGGCCAGUCGCGGUUAGUGGACCGCAAGAGGUGACGGAUGUCCUCAACACCCUGGGCAAUGAGGCGGUAGCAGGUGGCCCGCCGGUUGUGGUGGCUUGUAGCAAGGCGCCCCCUAGUGCCUGGUUCGCAUGUGAUGACAAGCAGAGGGGCAUCCGCUACUUUGCUAUCCAGGGCUCCACGUCCCUAGAGCACUGGCAGAUUAACCUGCAAUUUGAGCCCGUGGUUUUCGAGGACCCUAAAUAUGGUGUUCGUAUCCAUCGCGGCGUGUACGAGGCCGCUAAGGUGUUGUACGACGAUUUGCUACCUCUUGUGCGACAGCACCUGGAGACAUCUCCAAACGCCAUGGUGUCCUUUGCGGGUCACUCACUUGGCGGUAGCCUCGGAACGGUGCUGAUGCUCCUAUUUGUGUUGCGCGGCGUGCUCAAGCCGUCCAACAUAUCUCCUGUCUACACCUUUGGCGCACCGGCAGUCUUUUGCCAGGGCGCCGUUGCCGAUGCGCCGCACGACCGUUGCCUAAAGUGCCACCUCAAUUGUGAGUUGCGCCACGCGGCCACGGCCAUGGGACCCUUGGCUGGCAUCGCCGCCAUGGCGGCGUCCAUGGAUCAGGUUCAGACGCUGCCGCUAGGCCUCAUGGCGAGUCUAGGGCUCGCAGACGACAAGGUGGUCAACGUGAUCAUGCAUAAGGAUAUUGUGCCCCGCGCCUUUGUGUGCGACUACACAAUGGUGGCGGGCGUGCUGCAGCGCUGGUGGCCAUCCUUCCGUGAUCACCACUCCCUCCAAGAUGACGCAGGGCCACACAAGAGCCUGUACAACUUCGUGGGCCGUAUGGCAGUUCUGCGGCCAUCUUCGGACCUGCCGUUCGUGAACGGCCCGGCGGACGCCUCCCAUCCUAUGCUGCCAAACCAUGCGGCGCUCUAUCGAGUGGGCCUUCACGAGGAGCUGGUGCCCUCGGUCGACUACGCAGCUGCAUCCAUGACCUCCUGGGACGAGCUGCUGGUCGUGGGAUUGUCAGCCAUGGCCAGCGGGUGCCGCCGGCACCGGGCGGCUACCGCUGCUCGGCGUGCGGCCAAGCUCGAGCGCAUGCAGGAGAGCGUGAUGCAAUUCAUGAAUCAGCCACACCCGCUCACGACGUUGUCUGACUACCAGGCGUACGGUCCACACGGCUUUGUAAGCCGCUUUCAUAACCCAGAUAACUACACACGGGCUCUUCGCGCUUUGUCCGGUCGCUAG